GGAAGUGGGUCCAGUUGUGAAGUAACAGUGGACUCAGUGGACAGCAUGAGCAGAAAAGAAGAAGAAAUAUCGCGUUUUAUGGAUUUAUGAAACGUUUGCUUUCUCUUUUAACGCCUCGACGUGACGCUGAAAUAUCAGACUAGUCGUAUUUUAUCACUGGUGGCCCAGCAGGGCUGCAGUUAGCUGCUGAUGAUGACGAAGGUGUUUCGCAGUCCGGCCCGUCACGGCUACGCUGUGGAAGUGUCUCCAUUCAUCCCCAACAGAGUGGCCUGCACUGCCUCCCAGUACUAUGGAAUAGCUGGUUGUGGCACACUGUUGGUCCUGGAUGAGACAGAGACUGGGGUUGCUUUAGUGAGAAGCUGGGAGUGGAGUGACGGUCUGUUCGAUGUGACGUGGAGCGAAGCUAAUGAACAUGUCCUGGUGGCCGGCGGAGGAGACGGCAGCCUGCAGCUGUGGGACACAAACAAUCCGAGCGCCCCGCUAAGGGUGGCCAAAGAACACACACAGGAGGUGUACGCUGUGGACUGGAGUCAGACCAGAGGGGAGAACCUCAUCGUCUCUGGAUCGUGGGAUCAAACUGCUAAAGUGUGGGAUCCUGCUCUCAGCCGAUCACUGACGACACUCAGAGGUCAUGAAGGGGUCAUCUACAGCACCAUCUGGUCUCCCCACAUCCCAGGAUGCUUUGCGUCUGCCUCAGGUGACGGGACACUCAGAGUUUGGGAUGUGAAAGGCGCAGUGUGUCGAUUGGCCAUCCCGGCACACAAGGCUGAGAUCCUCAGCUGUGAUUGGUGCAAAUAUGACCAGAAUGUUGUGGCCACAGGCUCUGUAGACAGCACAGUGUGUGUGUGGGACCUGAGGAACGUCCGACAGCCUGUCAAUCAAAUGCCUGGACACACCUACGCCAUCCGUAGAGUCAAGUUCUCUCCGUUCAGUAAGACGAUAUUGGCGUCCUGCUCGUAUGACUUCACUGUCAGGUUUUGGGAUUACAGCAGAAACCAGCCUCUCCUGGACACUGUGGAACAUCAUUCAGAGUUUGUCUGUGGAUUAGACUUCAACCUGCAUAUCCCCAACCAGGUGGUUGACUGUUCCUGGGAUGAGACGGUGAAGAUCUACACACCUGCCUGCCUGUCUGCUGCAGCACACAGUACAACACCUUAAGACACACAAAUUUGCACUGCUGUACUUCAGAGGACAUUGUAUUUAAUGAGUGUACCAUACCUGGUACCUACCUAACCCCUGCGCUUACCAUUACAUUUGAUAAUGACAUCAUUCUAUUUCUCGCCGGAAAAUUUAAACCAAGUCUUGGAAAACCUUGGUAGCUGGACAGUUAUGGCUCAUGAUAGGGAUGUCAUGAGAACCAGCACUAAUAAAUGGCAACA
Molecule: messenger RNA, 1379 nt
Organism: Acanthochromis polyacanthus (spiny chromis)
Lineage: Eukaryota; Metazoa; Chordata; Actinopteri; Pomacentridae
Gene: pex7
Product: peroxisomal biogenesis factor 7
Exons: 11
Coding region: 190-1158 (322 amino acids)
Biological process (GO): protein import into peroxisome matrix
Cellular component (GO): peroxisomal matrix; cytosol
Molecular function (GO): protein binding
Source: RefSeq, a predicted model, not a curated record